AUGGCCGUCUUAUCCAACUUGCCAGACGAGACCCUCCACAGAGUCCUCGAGUUCGUCACAAAUGACCGCGAGUCGCUAGAAAACGUCAGCGUCGUCAACAGGCGCCUCAACAAAAUCGUCUUUCCUCUCCUCGUGCGCCAAUGGAACAACAGCCAAGAAUGUCUUGAGCCGUCAAUCGGGAGACUUGCUCUUCAUCUUCUCCGAAAUCCUAAUCUUCGACGGCACGUGAAACGGCUGGACCUUGGAUACCUUCGGCCUUUGUACAAUCAUGAUCCCGAUCCCGAUUCGGUCGACUUGAGCCCUGAGAGUCUAGCUGCUCUCGUAGGCGCUGCUCAUAAGGAUCCUCCUGAGAGUCUAGCUGCUCUCGCAGACGCUACUGAGAAGGAUCUUCAAGUAUCAAAGUUGCUCCCAGCUCACGUAUACCAUCGCAUACGCCUUGGUUGCGUGGAUGCAAUCGCCGUGUUGAUCUUGACUUGGUGUACAAGAUUGACCCAUCUGAACAUCACAGUACCACCUUUUAGUCCUUGUUCUCGCGAACAUUUCAUGCCUCUGCUUUACGUGAAGGAGGCUGUUUGUCGAUUGCUUGAUGGACCGGCUGAAAUGGUACCACAGUUGCCCCUUGACCAAGUUCGUCAUGUUACCUUGCAACCCAGCGACAGCUGGGAAGUCUACGACAUGGCGUAUGCUAGAUCAUUCCUGCACCUUCCUUGUAUUCAGACGCUCUGUGCCUAUGGUUUAGUUGAUGAUCUGGAUAACCCUCUCCCCCUAACGUAUCUUCAUGAUUACGUGCCUCCUUUUCCGGUUUCGACAUCCCCAAUCACAGAGUUAACCAUAGUGGGAGGGUUAUUACGAUCUGGCGUCCCAGAUUUCAUCACUGCAUGUCGGGCCCUCACAAAACUCAGCGUUAGUGUCGACCAUAGGCUGGAAAUGUACGGCUUUCCAGACCAGAAAGAGCUAGCGGGGGCCCUCUUGAAACACAAAGAUUCUCUAGAAGACCUGGACCUCGACAUUAGUAUGCUACAGUUCCCUAGCCUAGACCCGGUUUUGGAGGAGGUGUAUCCACAAUUGUCACGCAUCCAGACUCUUACAGUCCAUAUUGCGGACUUGUUCGAAGGUUCCCGGUCCGAUGAAGUUGAGAAUUGUACCAAGAUCGUCCUUGAUCGGAUACCUCAAGGUAUCCAAGUUCUCAAGCUUCGUACCCAUAUGUUCAUGGAGAGCUGGGUUAGUCAUAGCAAGGAUGUUGAGGGGUUCCUUGAGCCAUACCUGGAGGGUAUUAUAGAGCUACUUGAAGAAGCUGGACCACAGAGGCGGUUUAGCAAGUUACGAGUCCUGGGUCUCUCGAAGGCAUUUAUGGAUGACCCGAUUAUGUUUCAUAUCAAGAGGAUCAAAGAAAUGGCUAGGUUGAGAGGGGUCAACGCUUUGUUUGAUGGUUGA
This is a messenger RNA of Fusarium subglutinans, 1434 nucleotides long. RefSeq lists its product as uncharacterized. The transcript has a single exon. NCBI's taxonomy places the organism in Eukaryota, Fungi, Ascomycota, Sordariomycetes, Hypocreales, Nectriaceae. The coding region runs from base 1 to 1434 and encodes 477 amino acids. Gene Ontology annotation, molecular function: protein binding. The record is from RefSeq and is a predicted model, not a curated record.